AUGGCCAGCAUUCAGAACCAGCACUGGCAAAGCCUCAAUAGUGCUGGCAGAGAUUCUAGCCACCAUCCCUUCGUUGAUGCCAGCGAGCAGUCUGAUUGUGUCGACCUCAUCGACCUCACCGCAGACGAUGAGCUUGACCAUGAUCAUAUCCAGCAAGCUGUGGGCUUCGCGGACGAUAAACUUGACCCUGGUCGUCCCCAGCAAGCCCUACGCGUUAAUAAGUCUCUGCGUAAUUACGCGUUGGAUGCAGAUCACCGAUCUGUAAAGCAAGUGACAGGCGACGGUAAUCAGUACGAGGUUGGCCAGUUUGUUGAGCUUCGUGAGCUUGAGGGCCUACACAGCGCUGGAUUCAUCGAGAUCAAGUCCAUCCACGUCCACAAGCAGACUGGAGAUGUCGUCAUCCGAGGCCUUCCCUACGCCCGAACCCGUCACCUCGGCGGCCGCCUUCAUCGAAUGCAGAACGAAAUCUGCCUUGUUCUUGAGAUCGACGCCGACGACUCCCGCCCCGAUGAGGAGCAGGCACUACGCGAGAUCGGACCCGAGGACAUCCUGAAGAAGAGGAUCCUGACGAACACGAACAAGUCAUUCCCCGACUGCCGUUUUGACAGGAUCGCAUACGCUACAGCACAGCAGGUAGUGGAGCAAGCGCCUCUCUGUUGCCGAUGGAAGAUGCGCGCCGAGUACAAGGAUGCCUCUCAGCGACGUGUGGGUCGCUUUCAAGGUCUGGCCUUGGAGCACUUCUCUGAGCGUGAUAGCCACAAAAUCAAGAAGCGAAACCUCGGCGUCGACGAGCAGCGUGCUCGUGACUGGCGUGGCGAGACGAUUCGCGGCGGAUCAACAUUUUGCGAGGCAGGCUUCAUCAAAGACGAGACUCGGGACAGCAAUACCGCGGGGAUCCAGAGAUACGCCUUUGCUGAGGUGUCUGCCGGCGCUGGCGGCGCAUCUCGUGGGGCCGAGAUGGCCGGUUUCAAGGUUGUCCUGGCUACAGACUCCUGCCCUCAUGCGUGCGAGAGCUAUCGAGCCAACUUCCCGAACACUAAGCUCUACGAAAUGAAAAUCACAGAGUUCGCCGCACAAAAGGUUCAGCAAGAUGUUGACGUUCUUCACAUCUCGUCCUCAGCUCUGAAUGAGGCGAGCGGUGACCCAGAGUCUGCGAAGAAGAUCUGCACGGAUCUGCUCAAGUCGCACCCGCGACUCACCAUCAUGGAGCAACCUGCCGCCAUACUCAGCAAACGAAGAGCUCCUUUUCUCAACGCAAUCAUCCAGAGCUUCACUGAAGCUGGCUACUCCGUACAGGGCAAGCUCGUCCACAUGGUUGAGUACGGCCUUCCACAAAUGCGCAAGCGGUUCAUCAUGAUCGGCGCAGGCCCAGGCGAGACACCGAUCUCAUGGCCUACCGCUACCCAUAGCUCCAACCCUACUGGAGACCAGCGGACCUUUAUGACAGAGGAGGACGCCAUCAGCAGGCUCACCCUUGAGCUCCACUCCCUGCACCAUCCAGAAAGCCUCCGUUUCCGGACUAUGGACUGGAAGGUACGUGACGCAGACAAGCCGAUGGAUACCCCAAUUAGCAGCAACGGCUCGGUGUAUUAUCAUCCAGACGGCGAGCGGGAUUUCACCCUCAGAGAGCUUGCAUGCAUUCAAGGAUUUCCGACAUACCAUCAAUUUGAGGGUUCCUACAUCAAGAAGCAGAUCGGAAAUGCGUUUCCUCCAUCGGUCGCUAUGGCUUUCUACCAGUGUCUUCGACAGCACCUGGAGGAGGCUGAUGCCAUCCAUACUGAUGAGCCGGCCGGAGACCCCGUCACAUCAUUGCCAGAGGUCAACGAGGGCAUCACAGCGGUGAGCAUGUUGUAUGACGAGAAACCAAAUGGCUCGCUCGAUGAAGUCACGCCGGGUGUCCCUAUCGAUGUUCGCAGCGUUGAACAGCCCGUCAUGCAUUCAAGCCGACAACGGACUCGAGCAGCUGUCGUGCCGCCCUCGCCUCGCCGGAAAAUGUCUCCAGAGGCCCAGCCAAGUUCGAGAACGAGCUCCCCGACGCCACACACUCCGUUGCCAGCCCAGCAACUUCCAACACCCUCCACCGGCGGACGCUACGUCGAUGACCAGCGUGCAGCACCUCUCGGGCUGAAGCGAGAUCGGGACUCGUUCGAGGAACCAGACAGUGAUGGUGAUGAGGACGACAUUGGCACGCUAGCGCUGGAGACACCAAGCAAGCGUCCGCGGAUCUCUAUUCCCGGUGAUGGAGCUGACGAUUGGAGCUCUGCUCGGUCUCGCACCGUUCCGGCAUCACCGGAUCCCGUGGCUGGCAUGGUCGAGAAUGCUCCAAUUCCUGAGGAUUCUAAAAUUUCUGAGGAUGCUGAUUAUCGGGGAGUGAGCGGUCCAGACGAUGAGAUGCUUGCAAAUCUGGCACGGGGAAUCUAG
This is a messenger RNA of Diaporthe citri, 2421 nucleotides long. RefSeq lists its product as uncharacterized. Gene Ontology annotation, cellular component: nucleus. Bases 1 to 2421 code for a protein of 806 amino acids. Gene Ontology annotation, molecular function: methyltransferase activity. Lineage: Eukaryota; Fungi; Ascomycota; Sordariomycetes; Diaporthales; Diaporthaceae. The transcript has 3 exons. The record is from RefSeq and is a predicted model, not a curated record.